AUGGCCAACCAAAGUGUUGUGACUGAAUUCCAGCUUCUAGGAUUCUCUGACAUUCCAGAGCUGCACAUUUUACACUUUCUGGGCUUUUUGCUUAUCUAUGUGGCAGCCUUGGUUGGGAAUCUUCUCAUGAUAACUAUUGUAAUCCUCAACCAACAUCUUCACACUCCGAUGUAUUUUUUUCUGGCUAACUUAGCUGUCAUUGAUCUCAGUUUCAUCUCUGUCACGGUGCCCAAUGCCUUGGCCAAUUCUCUGAUGAACACCAGGCGGAUCUCCUAUUUUGCAUGCAUGGCACAGGUCUUCUUCUUCUUUUGGGCAGGGGCGUCGGAACUCUUCCUCCUGUCGGUCAUGGCCUACGAUCGCUACGUCGCCAUCUGCAAUCCCCUCAACUAUGUGAAAGAAAUGAACAUGGGAGUCUGCAUAAAACUGGCUGCCAGUGCAUGGAUGUUUGGGAUGUUGGACGCCACCCUGAACACCGUGUGCACAUUUGCAAUUACCUUCUGCUCCAAUGUCAUCAACCAGUACUUCUGCGAAAUCCCGCAGCUGCUGAAGCUCUCCUGCAACAACUCCUACUUCAUGGAAAUGGGAGCUCUUAUCUUUACUGCACUGAUGUGUAUGACCAGUUGUGGUUUAACCACUGUUUCCUAUGUGCACAUUUUCAGAGCUGUGUUUAAUAUGCCUUCAACACAGGGAAGAAAAAAGGCCCUAACUACCUGCCUGCCACACCUUGCCGUGCUCUGUUUGUUCUAUUUCUCCGGGCUCUACGCUUGCCUGGGGUCAACCUUUCGGACAUCGUCAGGUUUAGACCUUCUUCUUGCCAUGCUGUAUUCAAUGGUCCCUCCUUUUAUGAACCCCCUCAUCUAUAGCAUGAGGAACAAGGACAUCAUAGCCAUACUUUGGAAGCUUUCACAUAAAAACAAAAAUCUAAGUUCCAUUUAG
Euleptes europaea (tarantolino) is the source of this 936-nucleotide messenger RNA. Its product is annotated as olfactory receptor 14A16-like. NCBI's taxonomy places the organism in Eukaryota, Metazoa, Chordata, Lepidosauria, Squamata, Sphaerodactylidae. Gene Ontology annotation, cellular component: membrane. The transcript has a single exon. The coding region runs from base 1 to 936 and encodes 311 amino acids. Gene Ontology annotation, molecular function: olfactory receptor activity; G protein-coupled receptor activity. The record is from RefSeq and is a predicted model, not a curated record. Gene Ontology annotation, biological process: G protein-coupled receptor signaling pathway.